AUGUCGAAGGAGGAGUCCAAGGGGCUGCUCAGCCAGGGGAGCGGCGCGGGUUUCGGGGCCACCGGCGGCAGCGGCGACGUCGACCCGGAGAAGGGCGACGCGAACCCGCGAGUCUCCCAGGGCGAGAAGCACCACAAGUUCGCCGCGGGGAAGGAGCGAAGCGUCUGGGUCGACGUCUCCAUCGCGGUCUUCUCCGCGGUGAUCAUCUGCGUCGUCUUCUUCGUCUCCCUCGCCAUCAUGAACUACGAGUACUACCCCACCGAGUUCACCCUGCACACCGCGUGCAUGGAGCGAACCACCAAGACGGCCAUGAUGAACGCGGGAGUCGACUACAACGACAAGAUCCGGUACGCGUACGUCGUGCCCAAGGGCAAGACCAAGAUUCGCAUGGCGCCCGUGAGGCACAAACACGGCGGCGAGCACGGGGUGUUUAAGCUGUCGACGUGGAUGCCCAACGAUCAGUGGGGGUUCGCGAUCCAGUACGAGUCCGGGCGGAUCGUCCACGAGAUGGGACCCGCGUCGACGGAUACAAACGCGGCGAAGGAUCUGCAGGCCGACGGCGCGGGCGAGGCUGCGGUACCGGAUGACGAGUCGUACAUGUUCGUGAAAGGGCUGCUCGUCAACGACGGCGCGUGCGCGGUGCUGGACGAGGAGGACGGGAUCUGGAGCCGCGAGCUCGCCAACGACGGCGCCGUCGAGAGGGGUUCCAAGGUUUCCAGAGUCUUCGGCGGCUGCGGCGUCGGAUGCCCGGGGUUUGCGCAAAAGCAAACCGAGCUCACGCCCAUCCAGCAGAAGCUCGCCAAGGAGGCGAACAGCAACGAUUGGAGGGACGUGACGGACGGCACGAACUGGAAGAGCGAGUCGCCCGACGGGUGCGGAGGAUACGGGGAGCCCGACUGCCCGCCCUCGGCGCAGGAGCCCCCGAAGCCGCUGGGGCAGGUGGACUUCAACGGCAUCCCGACGGCGAACGACGCCGGUUACGCGAUGCGCGAGGAUGGAAACGCGAGCGACGAGCAGGUGCCCGAGGAGUUCCAGCCGGAGAACGUGGAGCCCACGCCGCAUCACAACUACGUCGCCGCGCGCACCGCCGCCACCUCGUGGAGGAGGUGA
This is a messenger RNA of Micromonas commoda, 1110 nucleotides long. RefSeq lists its product with no specific name. The record is from RefSeq and is a predicted model, not a curated record. NCBI's taxonomy places the organism in Eukaryota, Viridiplantae, Chlorophyta, Mamiellophyceae, Mamiellales, Mamiellaceae. The coding region runs from base 1 to 1110 and encodes 369 amino acids. The transcript has a single exon.